Suillus subaureus is the source of this 1036-nucleotide messenger RNA. RefSeq lists its product as uncharacterized. The record is from RefSeq and is a predicted model, not a curated record. Lineage: Eukaryota; Fungi; Basidiomycota; Agaricomycetes; Boletales; Suillaceae. The coding region runs from base 101 to 910 and encodes 269 amino acids. The transcript is spliced from 2 exons.
GGAAAAACUCGAUAAAUAUUGCGGACCCCGUAGUGUCAGCCGUGAGGGCCAGCAGUACUCGUGGAGCGUCUAACUGUCUCAUCUGUUCACUGGUUCUCUGAUGGCCGGCCAGUCUGACAUCCUGACGAUGACAAGGGGUGUCUCAAUAAACACUCUUCCGGUCGAGCUUCUCUACGAGAUACAGCUCUUCUCUGCAUCUCCCUCUCUCCCUCUGACAUGUAAGACUCUCUACAGGAUAUUCAGCGCAUCUCCGCCCUCCUAUCGUGUCCAAUAUCUUAUCGCAUCUAUCGAAGCCGCACAAAUUAGGGAUGACUUGAUUCCCUCGAAACUAUUGCGAUACCCAAUUUGCACAGUGGACAUAUUAGAAAUGUUGUUUCGAAUAUCAGGCGAUAUCAUACCUUUAACCUGGAUACCAGAACUCCCAAGACGCCUCUUUCGUUCGCUCACACCCAAGUCGCGCGCAAAGACGCCUUUGUGGACAGAUCAAGACCAUCCGCUCCCCUUCCUAAAAUAUUUGUUCACUUGUCCGAAAAUCCGUCCCCCAGACGUCAACUCGCAUGAUGGCUACGCCCUCACGAAAGCUGUCCAGGCGGGCUUCGUGCCUCUAGUUCACUUUCUUCUUGAUCAUGGCGCUUCCCCUCGUUGCAAAAAUAACAUAUCAAUCCUUGUCGCUAUCUACCACAAGGAUCUCUCGCUUGUGCGACUGCUUGUAGAAAGGGUGGAUUGCCGGGAACACAGUCCAGAGGUAUUGACGCAGAAGGGGAAGAGGCAAAAAUCGGAGGAUCGAGUGCAAGUAACACCCGAAAUGCUCAAGGUUGCGGUGAAACUCGAUGCGCGGGAUAUUGUGGAAUAUUUUAUGAAAGAAAAAGAAUGUGUGCCCGAUUUGCAGACUCUACAGAUGAUGCGAUGACUUUGUAAAUCACAACGUCCAUCCAAUUCAUCGUGGAGUCUCAUGUUCAAGCCAUCCGUACUUCUACGGGAAGUAUGUCAUAGUGGAGAUACAACGCUACCUUCAGUCAGGAGAAUCAAUACAAGU